AUGUCUGCGCACAUUGCAUGGAAGUAUGGAUCACAAUAUUUUCGUAAAUUUCACGAAAGGUCGCGUUUCGGACUAAAUUUAACUGACUUUAGUUUUUUGUCAUCAUGUCGUAUUCACAGUAACAAUAGAAAUGGGAAUUCAAGUACUAUUGAGCCAAAGCUUCGUUCUAAAUUUGGGUCCGGUGUUGCAAGCCCCACCACAACAUUCAACAACAACAGCGAAGAAGGAGGAUCAUUUUCUUUGAAGGAUGCCCGGCAGGCAUUGAAGGAAUUUGAACGUCCUAAAGAAAUCCUGAAUAAUGUUUUGAUGCAUGGUGCAUCCAAAGUCAAAUCACUAUGGCAAUAUAAGACUACAGGGAGUAAACUAAAACGAAGUGUACUUACUGUUAAUUGGCCGGUGCAAUUUGAAAUUGUCACAAGUGCUAGGAAGAAAGUAGAAGCAGAGAGAAUGGCAGCUGCACUUGCUUGUGCUAAAUUGAAGAACUUGGGUUACCUUGACAAGCACAACCGACCUCGUAUUCCAGGAAAGUUGUUACUUUAUAACAAAGAUGACAUUAAGUCAUUUUUUAAGGCGGAUCUUCAACCGUCUUGGAUAUCUUUGACACCAAAACUCAAAAAUGAAGUUCUUCAAGGACUUGACAAUCUGAAGCAUUUUAAUAGCAAUCCAGGUCAACAAGACCUAGUUGCUGGAGGGUUUCUAGAUUCAUUUUCUGAAGAAUCAAAGUCUCCGGUAAUUGAUGCUAUUACUGGACAACCGCUAGUUCACCUCUCGGACCAAAAUAUAGCUGUAAAAAAUCACAAACUAUUAGAUCAGCUGAAUGUUUUAGAAAAUUCCCAGUCAAUUCUCAGAAAAGAAGCUGCGUCACUUCCAAUCGCAAAUAUGAGAGAAGAAGUAAUCUCAAAAAUUCGAAACAAUCAAGUGGUGGUGUUGUCUGGUGAAACUGGGUGUGGAAAAACGACACAAGUUCCGCAAUUUAUUUUAGAAGAUUUCAUUAGAAAUGAGAAAGGAUCAGAGUGCAAUAUUAUUGUUACACAGCCUCGUAGAAUUAGUGCUAUUUCUGUGGCUCAGCGUGUUGCAAAUGAAAGGCAAGAAAAUGUGGGAAAAUCAAUUGGAUAUCAAGUGAGGUUGAACAGUAGACUUCCAGAUAGCAACGGCUCCAUUCUGUUUUGUACCACUGGUAUACUGCUCAAGAAACUACAAACAAAUUCAAGUUUAACAGGCAUAAGUCAUGUGAUCAUUGAUGAGGUGCAUGAAAGAGAUGUCGACACUGAUUUUCUUUUAAUCCUUGUCAAGAAUUUGAUCAAAGAAAAUCCAAAUAUUCAUGUAAUAUUAAUGAGUGCUUCAAUUAAUUCAAAGAUGUUUAGUGACUAUUUCCAAAAUUGUCCAAUCAUAUCUGUGCCUGGAUUCACCUACCCAGUGACCGAGUUCUUCCUACCAGAGAUACAGCAAAUGAUUGGUCGUAGUCUGCAAAGAACCAUCAACGGUAAUGAUGACAACAAGAUACGUUACCCAUUUACAGAUUUUGACUUUGUAACCAAUCUUAUCAAUCAUCUUGAUGACACUAAGCAAGAAGGUGCUAUCUUGUGCUUUCUUCCUGGCUGGCAAGAAAUAAAAAAUGUUUUUGAUCAACUGACAGACAAUCACUACCAGGAUAGAAGAAAUCGCCUGGUUCUACCAUUACAUUCAAACUUCUCCAUUGCAGAACAGCAGGAGAUAUUCAAGAGACCAGCUGAGGGUGUAAGGAAAAUUGUGCUUGCCACCAAUAUAGCUGAAACGUCUAUUACCAUCAAUGAUGUCGUUUAUGUGAUCAACAUUGGUAAUCAUAAGGAGCAAGGUUACAACUCAGAUUUAGGGGUGUCUUGUCUAGACCUACAGUGGAUUUCACAGGCUAACGUUCGACAACGUAAGGGGCGUGCUGGCCGCUGUCAGCCUGGUGAAUGUUAUCAUCUAUUCACUCAAGAUGAAUAUCAACAGCUAGAUGCGUACCAAGUCCCUGAGCUUCUUCGCGUGCCAUUAGAACAGGUCAUAGUUCAUGCCAAGGUUCAUAACCCCCUUGUCAAUGCUGAGGAAUUUCUAUCGCAGGCACUUCAGGCUCCGACUAUUGAAGCGGUUGACAAAUCAAUCGAAGUUUUAACAGAGAUGGAUAUUUUGGACAAAAAUGAAUGCCUUACUCCUUUAGGAAAGAAAGUUUCACAGCUUAGCACAGACCCUCGUCUAGCGAAGGCACUAGUGUACAGCUCAAUUUUCAGAUGUAUGAACCCUGUGAUGACAAUUGUUGCUGGACUAAGUGCAAGAGAACCAACCAGAGAAACUCUUCAUAACCGAAACAAAAUUAUGGCGGUAAAGCAGUGGUAUGGUGGAUCAUCCAAGAGUGAUCACAUCAGCAGGUUGAACAUUUACAACGCCUGGGAUCAAAGUUCAACUGAGGGGUCAUGGGCAAUGAAUACAUUUAUAAAUGAAAAUUGCCUUGAUAGGGGAGCCCUGUACUUUAUUAAGGGUUUACGUAGGCAAUUUUCUGAGAAUCUUAGAGAUGCAGGGCUAAAACGGAGGUGUGCAAAUCAAGAGGGGCUAAAUGUAGAGUUAAUAAAGGCAGUGCUUUGUGGUGCAUUUGUUCCAAAUAUUCUGCAGGUUCGGAGAGGGUUAAGGGUCAGGGGGAAGUUGAAACCUAAUAAAUUAUCCUUCAAAGAUUGGCAAGUUGGAAAAGUUUUACUCCGAGGAAGAUCAAUCAACUCAAAGGAAAAGUCAUACAGCUCCAGAUGGCUUACAUAUUUUGCAAAGACACAAUCAAGUGCAACGUUUAUUCAUGAAACUUCCAUGGUACAUCAGUUAGGGUUGAUCUGCCUUGCUGGAAAGGAGGCUUGGAUAGAAAGAUUGCCCUCUGCUCUUGAGGAAAACUUGAGGGAGAGCCUGGGUUGCUUUGAAGAGGAUCGUGAAGAAUACGACCUUGUGAGGUUUAGGAUUGCAAUAACCGAUGAGCACGCCAAAUCAAUUAGUUUUUUCAUGUUUGAGGAUGUAGCGGAGAUCCUGCUUGAGGUCAUUGAGCAUGUGCAGAGCUUAAUACGUGAAUCACUUGAAACAAAUUUGUCACAAUUGCCUGAAGAUAUAGAGGAAAAACACAAAUGCAUUGUGGAUAUAGUUUGUAAGCUGCUGUCGAGUAUCCAACAACCAUAUAUUCAGACGAAGGGAGGAGAACAGCAGGCAAGACAACCAGAUUCCGACAGUGAUGUCACAGAUUCUGAAGAGAUGCUCUGGUGAUGUUCAAAUGUCUUGAGCCGGAUACAGGAUAGUUUGUGCUAGGCCAUGUAUGGAUGGCUGCUGAGUGAUGAUCAAUGCUAUACUGCCAGUAUCUGCUCUAGUAUCAAGUAAUAUGUCUUGAGGGAGUGUCUUGUGGAUCAUGGUUUGUUCUAGGCUUUGAAUUGCCUUUCUGGUGUAAAGCGAGGCAUACACUGCAACUAGAUUCCAUGGAAAAUGCCGCAACAAGGUACACACAGUUAUUGUUUUAAAUGACGAACUGCUAAACUGCCACCAAUAAUCAGCAGGCAUUGAGUCAAGCACUGCAAAAAGCAGAUGUGGGAUUUGUUGGUGGACAGUCGUCGAUGCAGUGUGUGCUUGGCUUUAGACCUUGUAAUUAGUUUCUGCUAGGCCUAGGUAAGUUCACUUGAUAGCAGGUACAGUUGCCUCAUUAUUAUUUAUUGAGGCCUGUAAUUUCUUAGUCCCUCUAUCACUUGGCAUUAUCAUGCCAAGUGAUAAUAGUAUGUUUCUAUGUGGCGAAUUUAUUUGAGUUUAUAUAAAUUUAUUAUUUAUAUAAUUUGAUUAAAUUAGGAAAGUUAUAAAGAUUUAUAUUUGUUGCAAAUGUUUUGUCGAUUGGUAGGAAGAUUUCAAGAUAUAUUUAUAUAUUUAUGUGCUCUGGGAGAGCCAAUAUGGUCAGUUUUACUGCUAGAGAAACCCUCUGGAAACAAAAGUUGAAUAAAUGUAUUAAAGUUAAUCAUACAGUAGAUGCAUCAUUAUAUCAUUUUAAAUUGGUAAAGAAGACCCAAAAAGUAAUUACAUGAAAGCAACUGUGUGUAUGGAGAUACACAUCCACUGGUUAAAGAUGAUGAUAAAUAUUUGAGAAAAAUAUGUCUCCAUCAGGAUUCGAACCCAAGACCUUCCGAUUACCAUUUGGAUACUCUACCAACUGAGCUAUGAGGCUAAGUGGUAUAACACUCUUUGAUUUUUCAAUUGGGACAUGUUUUUCCUCAAUUAAUUACAAUUGAAAACCAAAAUGUUGGAUCUUAUAAUGUCUUAUAUAAGCUUGCCAUUCCAAUUUAGAUGUUUGUGCAAUAUGAUGCAAGAUAUUUCUGUUUCAAAAACCAGUGUAAGGGGCAUUCCACAGUUUACCAUCUUGGCUGUGCCCACUUCAAAGUGUGCAAGUAUAAUUAUCUGUUCUUAGAUUGUGCUCAAGGUGUAAACUAGCUAAUUUACAUAUUAUGAUCUCUUGUGUAAUACAGUACGUAGCAAAUUUGAGAGUAUAGCAAAUUCGAAGACUCACAAACUGCCACCAGCAGUUAAGGUAAUAAAUUUGGGCCUGCUUCUCAUAGCAUAAAA
Molecule: messenger RNA, 4587 nt
Organism: Anneissia japonica
Lineage: Eukaryota; Metazoa; Echinodermata; Crinoidea; Comatulida; Comatulidae
Product: ATP-dependent RNA helicase DHX30-like
Exons: 22
Coding region: 1-3255 (1084 amino acids)
Cellular component (GO): nucleus; cytoplasm; intracellular anatomical structure
Molecular function (GO): G-quadruplex RNA binding; ATP binding; DNA helicase activity
Source: RefSeq, a predicted model, not a curated record